Molecule: messenger RNA, 5001 nt
Organism: Abrus precatorius (Indian licorice)
Lineage: Eukaryota; Viridiplantae; Streptophyta; Magnoliopsida; Fabales; Fabaceae
Exons: 6
Coding region: 1-5001 (1666 amino acids)
Molecular function (GO): ADP binding
Source: RefSeq, a predicted model, not a curated record
AUGAAAGUAGUAACUGUUCCACGUCAAUUGGAUAACUUGAUUUCCUACAAAAGUAUCUUGGAGAAUCUUAGAAACGAAAUUAAGAAUCUGCAACAAAAAAGACAAAGGGUGCAAGAAAAUCUUACUUGUUGGGAUUCUGAGGAAUUCCAGACUAAAAGUAAGUGGUUAAAUAGAACUGAUGAGUUUUUGAGACAAGUGAAUGUAUUUGUGAACUACUAUGAAGGAAAAGGUUCUUGCACAAAUUUCCUAUGGUGGUACAAGGUUAAUAAACAAGGAAGAAAGAUGAUGCAAGAAAUGUUAAAAUUACAAAAAGAAGGUAAUCUUCAUCUAUUAGUGAAACCACCAAAAGAUUAUAAGGCCCCAAAAUCAAGAGCAGAUACUAUAAAUGAUAUUAUGGAGGCCCUGAAGGACCCUCUUAUCCAAAUAGUUGGAGUAUGGUGGUUGGGUGGUGGAGGCACAACUUUGUUGGCCAAACAAAUUGGAGACCAAGCAGAAGAACAGAACUUUUUCAAAGUGGUUAUCAUAGAUAUAGCUGAGAAACCAAGCGUUGAACAAGUUCAAGAAGAUAUUGAAGCUAUAUUGGGUCUCCAGUUUCAUGGGGAAAUUUAUGUGAAAAGAAGAAAUAGAUUGCGUUUAAGAAUAAAGAAAACGAAAAGGAUUCUUAUCAUAAUUAAUGAUACGUGGGGAGAAUUGAAUCCUCAAGAACUUGAUUUGGACGAAAUUGGAGUUCCUUUGGGUGAUGAACAUAAGGGGUGUAAAUUAUUGCUAAUAUCAAAAAGUUUGGAUUUCAUCCAAAAUUUAAUGGGUGCUCCUAAGGCUAAGAUAGUUCAACUAGAAGUGUUACUAGAAGAAGAGGCUCAGAUCUUAUUCGAAAAGAUGGUUGGAGGCAUUGCUCAAAAUUCUGAGGCAAGUUCCAUAAUAACUGAAAUAGUGAAAAGUUGUGAAGGUUUGGCUCCUGCAGUUUUUGCUAUAGCUAAGGUGUUAGAAAACAAAGACCUACAUGCUUUGCAAAAUGCCUUGAUGCAGCUAAAGGAACAUGUUGCACCAAUAAGACUAUGUUACAAUAGUUUAGAGAGUGAAGAACACAAAUUCUUGCUCUUGAUUCUUACCCUUAGGGGAAGGAGAGCCGUGAACAAGCAUAGUAUAUAUGUAGACAUGUGGGAAGGUUUAUUAAAAAAUCUUGACACAUUAGAGGCUGCAAGAAGUAGGUGUGAUUCAUUAAUUAGUGAUCUUAAGGCCUAUGGUCUUCUGAUUGAAGAUGAAAAUGAAAAUGUCAAAAUAAAUGACUUGAUAUGGCACACUGCUUAUUCAAUAGCUCAAAAUGAUCUAAAAGCUUUAGUGAUUUCUAAAGAAUGGCCAACUGAAGAAUGGUUGAGAAGUUUACGCUUUUGCAACAUAACAAUUGUGAAAGGUGCACAGGUUCCUGAAAUGCUGCAAUGUCCAGAAAUGCAAGAGAUUAUACUAAGCACUGACAAUCCCUCAAUGCAGGUUCCAAAUUUAUUUUUUGAUGAGACUAAACUUCUGAAAGUAUUAGAACUUAUUGGCUUUGAUUGUUCAAAACUACCUUCUAGUUUUGGUUCGAUAAAGAACCUUCAGGCAUUAUCCAUGUACAAUUGCAAAUUAGGAGACAUAACUAUAGUUAGUGAGCUCACAAACCUACAAAUUCUUGGCCUCUUUGGAAGUAGAAUCCAACAAUUGCCUAGAGAAAUUGGACGACUUCAGAAGUUGUUAAUCUUGGAUUUAAGAGACACAUAUCUCCAAGUGAUUCCAUCCAAUGUUAUAUCAAACUUAACUAGUUUAGAAGAAUUAUAUUUGAGAAACUCCUUUUGCAAUUGGGAGGUUGAAAUAUCCAACAGUGAAAACAAAAAUGCAAGCUUGAAAGAGCUAACAAACUUGCAUCACUUGACAUGUAUAGAAGAGUUGUAUGUUCCUGAUCCUCAAGCAUGGCCAAUGGACUUGUACUUUGAAAAAAUUAAAUCAUACACAAUUUUCAUUGGGAAUAGUUGGGUUGAGACCCAUAAUGGUGAUCAUGGGUUAAAAGUAUUGAAACUCAAGCUCAACAGACAGUUACAAUUAAAGGAUGGGAUUAAAAGGAUGAUGAAAAAUGUUGAUGUCUUACACUUAGAUGAACUGUAUGGUGUCCAAAAUGUUCUGAGUGAUUUAGACGGUGAUGGGUUUCUCCAUCUACAAUCUCUUUUUAUACAAAACAAUGCUGAAAUCAAAUGCAUAGCCAUGAGUUCUAGUGAUGAUCAUCACAUUGAUGCUUUCCCCAACAUAGAGUCAUUGUCUCUAAAAAGAGUAAGCAAUUUAAAGUACAUAUGCCACGGUUCUCUAAGUGAAAAAUCUUUCUUCAAAAUAAAAGUCAUCAGAGUACAGCAAUGCCAUGAAAUGACAUGCCUCUUCUCAGACUCAAUGAUCAAAAGUCUUCCACAUCUUGUUGAUUUAGAAGUUUCAAAGUGCAAACUCAUUGAAGCAAUUGUGGUUGGAGGAGAGAAGAGAACACCUACAGUGUUUCCUCAAUUACGCUCUCUAUCAUUACAAGGACUCCCUGCAUUAUUUUGUUUCUAUACGUCUUCUUACGAUGAACCCCCACUUUUUGAUUAUUACCAUGACUUCCCACUUUUUGAUGAUAAGAUUUCUUGUCCUAAUUUGGAGAGAAUGGUAAUUUCCAAGGUUAUCAAAUUAAAUUGCAUAUGGGAUUUUCGGUACAAUGUUGCAAAUUCAUUUUGGAAGCUGAAGAACGAUGGUCCAGAUGACAUAACUAUUGAUGGGGAUGAGGAAUUAAGCAAAGCAAAGGAAUUAUGUGAUCAUAAACCUUUGUUUCUGUCUUCCCUUACAAUGUUUAACGCAAAAAAUUGCAGCAAUGGAAACCGUUUGUUUCAAUUUUUAUGCUACUUGGAAGAGAAGUCAGAACUGCUUGAACAUAUCACCAUUGAACACUGCAUAACACAACCAUUUCUAUUUGGCAAUGAGUCUUCUAAACUCAUUUCCUUGAAGGAAUUGGUAUUAAUGGAAUUACCUGACAUGAUGUACAUAUGGAAAACACAUGUCCGUUACAUUAAGCUCAAUAAUUUGAGAAACUUAUACAUCAAGAGUUGCCUUUCUCUGAUGCUAGUCUUUCCUUAUCAAGUUAACAACCUCAGCCAACUGAAUGAAUUGAAGAUUCAAGAAUGUGGGAAUUUAACAAAAGUUAUUCAACAUGAAUAUCAUCCCUUUAAAUUUCUAGCAUUGAGCAAGGUGGAGCUUAUGUACCUCCCAGAAUUAAUCAUGUUCCAUACCAACACUUAUUAUAGAGAAUUCCCAGUUUUAGAAACAUUGGUGAUAGAAAAAUGUCCUAAGUUGCAAAUAUUCACUCAUGGGCUUGCAACUGCAUAUCAUUUGCCAACAGAUAACCGUAAUUCUUUCUUUAAGUUAAAUGAACUCAGGUUGGAUACUUGUCACACGUUGGUUUAUGUCAUUUCCUCUAAUAGGACUUUACAAGAGUUUCCAAAAUUGAUGAAACUCACUGUAAGUCAUUGUACCUCAUUGAAAAUGAUUUUUAACAUUGAAGAGGAAAUAUCAUGUUCUAUAGAGCUUUUGCAGCAGCUAACUGAAUUGAUUUUAAUUGACCUACCCAAUUUGACUCACAUCAUCAACAAAGAAAUUAUCAGGUGCUAUAAAUAUCUCCAAAUCCUAGAAGUGAAGCAAUGCAAGUCUCUUAAAUCACUACAAGCCUCUCAAAUGCUAACAAAUAUGCAAGUUUCGGAUUGUGAGUCCUUGGAGAAAAUUAUCAUGAUGGAUGAAGGACAAGAGAUGGGAGAGAAUAAGAGCUCCUUUCCACUGUUGAAGUAUGUUUCUCUUGAAAAUCUAACAAAGCUCACAACUGUAUUUCCUUCUACAUCUCAAUUUCCAUCCUUGGAAACAUUGAUAAUCACAAAUUGUCCUGCUCUCAUCACUUUUCGUGAUGACUCCAAUGACCAGAAGGAUCACCCAGAACUUGCUACUUCAGACUAUUUCUUCCCAAAUUCUCUCUCAUUGGAAAAGUUGAAAGUACUUUGUAUAAACCAGGAUAUUGAGAAACUCUGGCACUACAAUUGUCCCCCACAAUCAUUUUGUGAACUGGAAAAUCUGACUUUGAGAAACAACAAAUUGUUGAAUGUCAUCACAUCCAACAUGAUCAAAAGAUAUGACAAUCUAAAAUCUAUGACUCUGGACAAAUGUGAGUUAAUGACAGAGGUAUUUAACAUUGAAGAUGACAAGCAAAAUCAGAAUAUCCAAGAGAUGUUUCCUCAACUAAGACUGGAAAUUCUAACUUUGAGCGACAACAAUUUAUUGUUGAGAGGCAUUUCUUCCAAUAUGAUCACAAGAUACAACAAUCUAAUAAAUUUGACUGUGGACAAAUGUGAGUUACUAACUGAGGUAUUUUACCUUAAUGAUGACAAACAAGAUGAGAAUAUUAAAGAAAUGCUUCCUCAGCUAAAGGCAUUAACAUUGAGCAACCUAAAGAGUUUGACAUAUGUCUGGAACAAGGAACCUCAAGUUCCUUUUUUCCCAAAUUUGGUGUCACUCAACAUUGUCCACUGUGGUAGCCUCAAGAGUUUAUUCUCAUGUUCUGCUACUAAAAAUCUUAGUAAGCUAAAAUUACUCAAGUUGUGUAACUGCCAGAAAAUAGAAAAAAUAUUAUCAGAUGAUAAAGAAGACAACGUAUCCAUCACUUUUCCUGAAGUAGAGUGUCUUAUACUCAAAGACCUUCCAAAGUUAAUUAGUUUCUGCCAGCAAAGUGGAACUAUUGAUUGGCCUAAAUUACAAAAAGUAAGUGUGAGCAACAUUCCAAGUAUGAAGACUUUUUCAGAUGGUCAAGUCAACACACCAUUGUUAAGAUCAGUUCAUAUAACAUUUGUUAAGAAAUAUUGGCUUGGGAAUUUGAACAAUACCAUAGCAUAUAUCCAUCACAAUGCAGCCAAGGAGAAUGGAAUUGAAGCAACUUAUUUGGCACCAAAAGACAAAGAGGAUGAGCACUGA